Paracoccidioides lutzii Pb01 is the source of this 600-nucleotide messenger RNA. RefSeq lists its product as hypothetical. Bases 1 to 600 code for a protein of 199 amino acids. The record is from RefSeq and is a predicted model, not a curated record. The transcript has 5 exons.
AUGGCCUCAGAGGAAGCUUCUGGUAAUCCAAAGAGCCCGUCAUCAUCACGAUCCCAGAAUCGAGAGCUGGGAAACAACAGAGCCACAUCGAAGCAAUCUAGGAAGGAGACACGAGUUUCAAAGCCAGGCCUGAGAAAAGAGAUGCUCCAGGAAAAGAAUGCUGUCAAGGAAAAACUAGGACGCCAAGGUCCUCCUCCAGGCUAUGUCUUCGUGCCAAAGGGAGACAUCUACAAUAACUCGCAAUUGUCGAAGUCGUUCACACGAGACGAAACAGAUGGUAUAUACCGUUUACAACCCCAAACCCGCCGCACCCUCGACCUCGACGCCCCCUCCCAAUCCGCCUCCAGCACGCUUGCCGUUCGCACCACGGCGUCGCCCAAAAGGACACACGAGACAUCUCGAAAGCCCGCACUCACCUCUGCUCUCAAUUCCCCGCCAUGCCUACAGGACUCACGGCGCGUGGGGAGGAGCGGCACGGUACAAAGUGAGAAGGUUAGGGUUCAGCUGGCCGUUGAUGCACAUGUUAGGCAUGUGCAUACGGAUUAUGAGGCGUUGUUAACGGCCGGGGUGGGGAAGGGGGACACGAGGGAGAGGAUCUGA